AUGGGCACUCACAAACCAACAUUGGGUGCUGGAGUCGUGUCCCACGCCUUUCCUCCUGGCCAGCUGCCACAAGGAGCCACAGUGGGAGGAAAAAUCAUCGUGGUUUUACUCACUGGGGCAGCUUUCCUUUGGGAGAGGCAUUUCCAGCCCAAAUCCCUGAGCUUUUAUUUCUCCAGUACCAUUUCCCAGUUAUUUCCAAGUUAUUUCCCAGUUCAAACUCAUUUUUUCCCCAAGUUAUUUCCAAGUUCAAACUCAUUUUUUUCCAAGUUAUUUCCAAGUUCAAACUCAUUUUUGUUUCCAAGUUAUUUCCCAGUUCAAACUAAUUUUUUCCAAGUUAUUUCCCAGUUAUUUCCAAGUUAUUUCCCAGUUCAAACUCAAUUUUUUUUCCAAGUUAUUUCCCAGUUAUUUCCCAGUUAUUUCCCAGUUCAAACUAAUUUUUUUCCAAGUUAUUUCCUAGUUCAAACUCAUUUUUUUUCCAAGUUAUUUCCCAGUUAUUUCCAAGUUAUUUCCCAGUUCAAACUCAUUUUUUUCCAAGUUAUUUCCCAGUUCAAGCUCAUUUUUUUCCAAGUUAUUUCCAAGUUCAAACUCAUUUUUUUCCAAGUUAUUUCCCAGUUCAAACUCAUUUUUUUUCCAAGUUAUUUCCCAGUUAUUUCCAAGUUAUUUCCUAGUUCAAACUCAUUUUUUUUUCUGUUGUUCAGCCAUGCAGGGAGCUCCAGGCAGGGUUUGCCUUUCCCUCCAUCUGAGCCAGUUCCUUUGCCCUGGGGAGUUUUGCUGGAUGUGACCCCAGCUCAGCACUCCCAUCCCUCCUGCCCCUCUCUGGGAGCAGCUCCCACCAAAAACCCAAUUUCAGCUUCUCAUCCCAACCUAAACUUCAUCCUCUCACUCAUUUUUCCUGCAUUUUGGGCUCCUGGGCAGGGUUUGCAGGAAGCACAAGGUUUUUUAUCAGUUUAUUUUAUAAUACACCAAAUUUUAGACCCACAACAAGCUUUUAACUUGCCUAUGGAUAUGCUGUGAAUGUUCCCAACGCUGCCUUUCGUAGUUUUAAGCUGUUGUAGAGUUUAGAGCACAGCUCUGUGUGUCCAUGUUUUAAAUCCUAAAAUCCUUAAAUCCUCAGCAAACCCCAAAUUUUCAGCUCUCUCCCACAAACCUUGACUUGUGUUUUGCCAAACUCCAUUUCACCCCACUCCAGCUGUUCUUGCAGUAAGGGCAGGACCCUCAGCUUGGGGGAAGAAAGGAACAUUUUGGGCACAGAACAGGAGAAUGUUCUGGACCUGCUGUUCCCAGGUGACUCCAGGAUUUAUCUGGGCCCCAGAAGUUGCUGCUUUUAAAUGUGUAAAUAAAUAUUGGUAUACCCAACUGUGCCCUGGCUGUGGAGGAGCUCAGCAACUCCAAAACUUGAGGUUUAUUUGGGCAUUUUGGUUGUUUUAAACACUCCCAGAGCUGUAAUUUGAUAAAACUGAGGUGGAGAGGACCAAGGCACAAAUGUGGACCCAAAAAAAUGUGUUGAUCAACAGCGGUUGUGCCACAGAGGGAUGAAAUUUGCUGGUGAGAAAUUGAGUUUUUAUUAAUUUUUCUCCUCAGGGUUUUCCUCCCAGGUCUGAUCUUGGGUUUUAAAUGGUUUUGUGUUUAGAAAUAAACCAGAAAAACAAAAAAAUAUUGAAGGGAGAGAUGUAGAGCCUGUGCAUGGCAGCCCCCAGUGCCACACUCUGAACGCACAAAGCCAUCCUUGGCAGGCUGGCUGCUCUGACCAAACCCCUCCUGCCCCGCAGGAAGGGCUGCCACAUGUACUGUAGGAUGUUUAUGCACCAAAAAAUGCUGCAGAGUGCAUUCUGUCCUUAUCACUGAGCACUAAAUGAUUGUAAAGAGACAAAAAAAAUCUCUGGUUUUACCUGCUGGGAUCUGUCAGUGUCGCUGUGGAUGUGUUGGUGGCCGUGAUUUAUUUUUAUUUUUUUUUUUUAAUCCUCGCUGAAAAUCAGGAGUUUUGCAGUUUGGAUCCGUGGCUGGGGGUCCCUUUUGUGGCUGUGGGGUGGAAUUUCAUCCUUCUCUGCAGCGUUUGUGCCUCACUGCUUUGAUUAAAGCUUUUUCCUCCUGUG
Messenger RNA from Catharus ustulatus (Swainson's thrush), 2093 nucleotides. RefSeq lists its product as uncharacterized. The transcript is spliced from 6 exons. The record is from RefSeq and is a predicted model, not a curated record. The coding region runs from base 1 to 1014 and encodes 337 amino acids. NCBI's taxonomy places the organism in Eukaryota, Metazoa, Chordata, Aves, Passeriformes, Turdidae.